This is a messenger RNA of Centruroides sculpturatus (bark scorpion), 2391 nucleotides long. RefSeq lists its product as uncharacterized. The transcript has a single exon. Bases 377 to 1147 code for a protein of 256 amino acids. NCBI's taxonomy places the organism in Eukaryota, Metazoa, Arthropoda, Arachnida, Scorpiones, Buthidae. The record is from RefSeq and is a predicted model, not a curated record.
UUUGGAACGUGUUAUAACGUACUGUUUUUUCUUUUCUAGAAGGGAGAGUUGCAUAUGUGGUGUGGCUGACUCGCCAUUGGAUGCGUUUCAUAUUAUUGCUGUUUGUAGUUUUUUGUCAAAAUUACGUGAGGACACAUUUGGGGUUCCCUGUUUUUCAUUUAAUCAGUUUAAAAAAGUUAUUUCUGAUUUUGAUUUAUUUUUUAAGACUUAAAGCGCAAGUCGUGAUUAUUUAUGUAAAUUUUGUCUUGGGGCGUGGUCUGCCUAUUACUGUAUUUAAUCCUGUGGUUGUUUGGACUGCUUGGGAGACUAUCCGACUUUUUUGGAACGUGUUAUAACGUACUGUUUUUUCUUUUCUAGGUAAGUUUUGUUUAUAAAUAUGUCCCAGGCUCGGAAGCGGAAGACAUUUUCUCCAACCGUUCCGGAAAGAGCAACAGCUAGGUUUAGGGGUGAGACUUCUGCUGGUGAAGAGGAUAUUGCGAAUUUAUUACAGGAUUCUAAUUUUGAUGUGGCAGAGGGAGUUAGGCUUCUAUUGCGAUUGCAUGUCUCGUUGAAUGGUAAGGUGGAUGAAUUUAUUAGAAGACUGGAUCACUUGACAGAGUGGCUCAAGAAUGUAGAUGAGGCGUUGAUUGAUUUUGAGGUGAGGUUGGGGGAGGUUGAAGCAAAGGUUGGAGGGGAUGUGAUCGGUGUCGGACAUUCGGGGGAUAUGGAUAAAAUUCUUACGAAAUUGUCCUUUUUUGAGAGGGAACUGGAUGCGAUGGACAAUCAGAGAAGGAUGAACAAUGUGGUUAUUCACGGAUUGGAAGAGAGGAAAGAGGAGUCGUCUCUGGAAAUAUUUGAUACUGUUAGUUCUUUUGCGGUUAAUACUUUGAAUUUAUCCGCGUUACAUUUUGUAAAUGUGCAUCGGAUUGGGAAAAGAAUUGGAGAUAAACCUAGACCAGUGAUUUGUCAAUUUGGGUCUUUUAGUGAUAAAUUAAAAUUUAAAAAGGCUGUAUUUGAAAAUCGGAAUCUUAAUGUUGCUGUGUAUGAUGAUUUUUCUAAACGUUUAAGGGAUAUUAGAUACAACCUAAGGAUUUUUGGAAAGAAAAAAAGGGAAGGAGCAAGGAAUGUUCGGUUAAGCUAUGAUAAGUUAUUGGUAGAUGGAAUUUAAAGGAGCACAUGUAUGACAUUAGUAAAGGGAACAACAACACUAUCUUGGCAAUCACGGCACAAUCGGACGGAGCAAAUCUUAAGUGGGACGAUGCAAGGAUAGUUAGAUCGGUCCAUUCUCCGACUAUCGCGUUUGGCAUAGAAAAAAUGCAGACACAUAAGAGUAAAAUAAAUAACAAUUGCUUAAACGCAAAAGAUGCUAAUGCUCUUCCAACGGCAUGGAAAUACUUGUUAGAAAAAGAAAUGGGAAUAAAAAACCCGUAAACUUACGGAGGAUAUAUUUUACUAGUUUAAUGUAUAUUUUUUGUUAUACUCUUGGUUUUAUUAUUUUCUAUAUAUGUUACUAAUAUUUCUUCUUCUUUCAGGUACGGACGGAUAAUUGCGGGCCUAGGAAGUCGUCCGACGGGUCCGGCUUAUAAUCGGGCAACCGCCGAAACUUACAUUUUGUGGCAAUUACGAACCCGAAGCCCCGUCCACCAAUCGGUGGAUAGGGCUUUGGGUGCGCGAUUUAAUGGGAAGGACAAAACCAACGAACGUUACCCGAAAUAGCCUCCCCGGCGGAAAGAUCUUAACGCCAGAAUAAGUGUAUUUUGCCCGUCGGUUUUGUCUCCUCCCGGGAAAGAUUAAGAAAAACAUCGGAAAGUAUCGAAGUACCGUACGGUACGUACCGGAGGCACGAACGGAUGCCUAGAACCGUAGGAAAAUCUUUCCGUUUAGGCCAUAUUUGUAAUUAUAGUAGAAUAUAAUCGUCGACCUUAUUACGGCCGUAAAAAGUAAUUACCACCGGCGGAGUCUGGGCCAAGUCCGAAAUAUUCCGCCCCUCUUCCGGCUAAAGCUUAGUUCACGGCGAGCGAAUAGCGAAAGCGAGUUUUAUUCGCUUAGCGAAAUCGACCCAUACGACCGAAUGCGAAAAGCCAUCGCAAAUUUUAAGGAGCCAAUCGUGCCAGCGAGAGAAACAAAAUGGCCGCUUCCGAUAUUUCGUCGUUAAUCGCGCGUUUAUUUAUUGAGGAAAAGAUAAAUCGAUGCCGCGUGAGGGGAAUAUUAAAAAUCCGUAUUUGCAACAUUUACUCUAUUGCGUGAGAAAGUUUCUGUAGCCAUGGCCAAAACAACGACAACCGCGCGACAACUAGCGGAAAUACGAUUGGUGGCGAAAAAGCUCGACCGUUCCGAACUUGGAAGCGAUUCGCCGGAAACGACGUCAAGUGUGACGCGUUAUUCGUUUUCGCCAGCGAAUCGCCGCCGCCG